GACGUGACGGAGGGAAAAAUUCCCAUAAUGUUCAGUCAUUGACUAAAGAGCAGCAGAAGAGCAGCACAAAGAAGGAGAAAAGCGCUCUGUGGCGGACAGCGGCUCCUUCGUUAGCCCCCGCAGUUUAGUGGGGGGUCUCUAAACGCCGGUGUGAGCUGCCGGUUGCGGUAGUCGAGGCGCUCCGGGGUGAAUUUAGCGGCGAGAGAAGAGACGGAGGGCGCUUUGUGGAGGCUGGUCGGUCGCUGUGUCUAUGUGGAAGUAUCAGAAACACAGCGGCGAUGCGCAGCUGCGCUAAAACACCCGCAAACUCUCCGCUCUUCGCAAAGGUUAGCGGAUGUUAAGGUCAUGGCGAUGGAUCUCUCUCAGAUGACCCCGCUGUCCGCUGCUCAAACGCUCGGGGCAUGGUGACUGCUGUCAGGUGGCUGGAGGAGCAGCGGCGUCUAGCCUGAGGAGGAGAGCCAGGAGCGCGAGAGAAAGAGGGGAAAGAGAGAGGGAGCGCGAGAGUACGUCAUGGGCCAGUGUGUGACUAAAUGUAAAAACCCCACAUCCUCUCUGGGCAGCAAAAGCGGUGAAAAGGAUGCUGGGAAGUCACAUAAAAAAGGAGGAGGUGGAGGUGGAGGGGGCGGGACUGGAGGCCACAAAGACGAAUCCAAAUUCCCUGCUGAUGUCAACGGCACCAAGUCUCCGGAGGUCACCGUGGAAACUUCUGUGGCUCCACCCCUGUCGUCGGGGGACGUAAGGAGGGAGGAGCCUGAUCAGGAAGGGGAGGGGCUUUCUUUGGCUCGGAUAGAGGAGAUGUUCAUGUGGUAUAAAGACGAACAUGAGGACGCUAUCCUGGAAGAGGGAAUGGAGCGGUUCUGUAACGACCUGCACGUCGACCCGGCCGAGUUUAAAGUCCUGGUGCUGGCGUGGAAGUUUCAGGCUGCAACCAUGUGCAAGUUUACAAGGAGGGAGUUUGUGGAGGGCUGCCGGGCGAUCCAGGCGGACAGUCUUCAGGGGAUCUGCCAGCGUUUCUCGUCCCUGCUGGAGGAGUCCCGCGGCGAGGAAAGCUUCAAGGACCUUUACCGUUUCACCUUCCAGUUCGGGCUGGACGCGGACGAGGGCCAGCGCUCGCUGCAGCGCUCCAUCGCCAUCGCCCUGUGGCGGCUCGUCUUCACGCUGGACACGCCCCCCGUCCUGGAGCGCUGGCUCCACUUCCUGUCGGAGAACCCGUGCGGCGUGCGCGGGAUCUCACGCGACACCUGGAACAUGUUCCUGAACUUCACUCAGAGCAUCGGGCCGGACCUCAGCAACUACAGUGAGGACGAGGCCUGGCCGAGCCUCUUCGACUCCUUCGUGGAGUGGGAGACGGAGAGGAGGCGCAGGGACAGGGUGGAGCAGGAGGAGAGGAGGAGACGAGCGGAGGAGGACGAGGAGCAGGAGGAAGGGGAGGAGGCGGACACGGUCACGGACUGCGGCCCGGACGGCAGGGCGUGAUGGGAAACGUGACUGUGAAUCGUUGCUAGUAUUACCCAAGACCCUUACUAUCCGUUCUGAUUGAUUAUUAUUAUGGUGAUGAUGAUGAUUUAUAUUUUUAGGCUUCGUUGUCGGGGUGGGCGUCCAAAUAUCCCCUGAACUGAGUUAUUUUAUUGUCGAAAGGGCUCCAAAAACUAAAAUGGUGGUUUUUAAGCACUUGUAUUUAAGUUAUUGUUUUAUUUUGCGAUUUCUUUCGGUAUUUUUUAAAGGUCUGUCCCUUUACAGUGAUGACCUGGACACCGCACCACCCCUCUGACCCCGUCACCCAGGAACCGGCCCACGCUCGCGCUCAAUAAAGGGAAACCCGUCAGCAUGUCUGAGCGCAGACCCAACACAACCAGUAGAGGCGCUGUAACUGAUGUCAGACUGAGAGAGAGACAGAUCAGGGGUCGGAUUCACUUAAAGAAAGAAAACCUUAAAUUUAUUUUUUACUAACUUUAUUCUUAAGAAAAAAGAACUUUAAGAUUUUUUUUUACUCCUUUCUUGAGAAUAAUUCUCAGAACAAGUGUUAUUUUUUUAAAACAUUAUGUUCUUAAAUGUUUUCUUAACCGAGCGAUAGAGUCACCCUCGUCUCAGGCUGUGAGAGCUGAUGAGGUGAGGAUCUAAAUUUAUCGCAGACGCUGCUCCUCAUCCUCGUCUCUCACUUUCCGCCGUCACCCCCAAAUUACAGUUUUUUCUAAGGAGCAUUUUUUCCCCUGUUGGCUGUUUCUUCCUCCAUCAGCUCUAGAUUUUUUUGUGUUUUUUAAAGGCUUGGUUUGAUACUUUUCACCCGUUUUGCUCCUCUGAGCAGAUUAAACACAACAACAGACAUCACGAUUAAUGCAAAUUCAAAAUGCGUCUCCUGUUGUUUCCGGGAAGCUGUGAAAUGCAGCACAGCUCACAUGAGAAAAUAAUGGAGAACCUUUGAAAAGUUUUUUGUUCUUUAGUGCAAUUCUCAGAAAUUCUUAUGAGCUUCUUAUGGUUGGUCUUGAGAAACUUGGCAAGUUUUAAGUGUCUUAAGGAAGAUAAUCUUAAAUGUGUUCUGUCCUAAAAAAAAGUUACGAAAAAUUGUUUUUCAAAAAACUUCGUAAGAAUUCUUAUUUUGAGUAAUUCUAAGAUCAAGUGCUGUUCUUCAAAACUGUGUUCUUAAAUGUUUUCUUUCCCUUACGUUAGACUCACUCGUCUCAGACUGUCAGAGCUGAUCUAAAUCGUUUAUCGGACUCAGCGCUGCCUCUGCUGCUCCUCAUCCUCACCUCUCGUCCGUCACCCCACAGUUAUCAUAUUUCCUGGGGAGGAUUUUUGUCCCACCGUCAGCUCCAGAUCUUGUUUGCUAAAAUUUUUAAAUGCUUAAUUUGGUGUGCUUCCCCGUUCUGCUCCUCUGAGCGGAUUAAACUCUCCUGCCAUUUAUGAUCAUCUGUAAAGUGCAGCACAGCCGACUGAAGAAAACAAUGGAGAUUAUUUUAAGAUUAUCUUCUUAAUGUUUUUUUUUUUUUUUCAAGAAUUGCAUUCAAGAACAUUCUUAUGAACUUCUUAGAGUUUGUCUCAAGAACCUUUCCAAGUGUUUUCUUAAAGCUCUGGUGAAUCCGGCCCCUGAACUUUUUGGCUUUUAACGGUUAGCAGCUGGUUUUUAGAGUCACUGGUUAUUAUUACUGGUUAUUAUGACAAAAACAUAGCAGAGCAGCGCUCUCUCUUUCUUUCUCUCUCUCUCUCUCUCUCUCUCUCUCUCUCUCUCUCUCUCUCUCUCUCUGUGAUGCAGGUUAAUUUGCAGUGGGAGGUUUGUCUGCUGUGACUUUUUUUGUUUUUUUUUUCUUUUUUUUUUGCGGUUUACAGUUUUUUCAUCCACAGUGGUUUCAUUUCAAAUUCCUUUGUCUGGUUUUAUAUAAAAUGCAACAAUUUAUAACGAAUAAAAUGUGUGGAAUUGGGCAGUGGA
Molecule: messenger RNA, 3424 nt
Organism: Colossoma macropomum (tambaqui)
Lineage: Eukaryota; Metazoa; Chordata; Actinopteri; Characiformes; Serrasalmidae
Gene: dcun1d3
Product: defective in cullin neddylation 1 domain containing 3
Exons: 4
Coding region: 511-1476 (321 amino acids)
Biological process (GO): protein neddylation; positive regulation of ubiquitin-protein transferase activity
Cellular component (GO): ubiquitin ligase complex
Molecular function (GO): ubiquitin conjugating enzyme binding; ubiquitin-like protein binding; cullin family protein binding
Source: RefSeq, a predicted model, not a curated record